CUCAACACAGGCUCUGAAAAAAUACCGAUAGACUGAGUGAGCGCGCACAGGUCCGUACCCAGUGAAGGAAGCGUUCGGUCAUGCUGCGCACCUGCCAAACCUCCGCUCCAGCUCCGGACUGCUGAAGAAAAGAAAAAGAAAGGCAACUUUUGGGGGAAGAAGUUGCCAUCACCUCGGUGUGCUGCAGACGUGGAGGUGGAGGGGCAAACUAAAGUCCCUCCAUCGAGUUGAAUCAACCCCUUUUUCUUCUUCACAUUUUCAUCCUUGAUCGGAAGGCGAAACGGCGACUUCAGUUGAUUAUCUGUCUUUCCUUUACUAUCCAAUGGAUAUUCACUGCAAAACAGACCCCUUUACCGCGAUGCACCGGCACGGAGGUGUGAACCAGCUCGGCGGCGUGUUCGUGAACGGCAGACCGCUCCCGGACGUGGUGAGGCAGCGGAUAGUGGAGCUGGCGCACCAGGGAGUCCGACCCUGCGACAUCUCCAGGCAGCUGCGGGUCAGUCACGGCUGCGUCAGCAAGAUCCUGGGCAGAUACUACGAGACUGGCAGCAUCAAACCGGGCGUGAUCGGUGGCUCCAAACCUAAAGUGGCCACGCCAAAGGUGGUGGACAAAAUCGCAGACUACAAGAGACAAAACCCCACCAUGUUUGCCUGGGAGAUCAGAGAUAGGCUGCUGGCAGAGGGCAUCUGCGACAACGACACUGUCCCCAGCGUCUCAUCGAUUAACCGGAUCAUCCGAACAAAAGUCCAACAACCUUUCCAUCCGUCUCCUGAUGGGACGUCCCUGUCAACACCGGGCCACACUAUAGUACCAAGUACAGCCUCUCCACCUGUAACCAGCGCCUCCAAUGACCCUGCAGGAUCCUACUCCAUCAACGGGAUUCUGGGUAUUCCGCGAGCCAAUGGCGAAAAGAGGAAAAGAGAUGAAGAUGGUUCAGAUGGUUCUGGCCCAAACAGUGAUUCUCAGGGUAGUGUGGAGAGUUUACGGAAACACCUGAGGGCAGAUGCGUUCACCCAGCAGCAGCUGGAAGCGUUGGACCGGGUCUUUGAGCGCCCUCCAUACCCUGACGUCUUCCCGACAUCGGAGCACAUCAAACCCGAACAGGCUAAUGAGUACUCGCUCCCUGCCCUGAAUUCCAGCCUGGACGAAGUCAAGCCCAGUUUAUCCUCUAGCGCCAACCCAGACCUGGGCCCCAGUGUGUCGCAAAGCUACCCUGUAGGUCGGGAUAUGGCCAACACAACCUUACCCGGGUAUCCCCCUCACGUCCCCCCCACAGGGCAGGGCAGCUACCCAACCUCCACGCUUGCUGGAAUGGUUCCUGGCAGCGAGUUUUCGGGGAACCCCUACAGUCAUCCACAGUACACGACCUACAAUGAAGCCUGGCGAUUCAGCAACCCAGCAUUACUAAUGCCGCAUCGAGAGGCUCUGCCCCUCCCACUGCUGCCACUGCCUAUGACCGUCACUAGUUACCAUGGAAACCAAAUCAACCUGCAGGACCAUGGCCUCUGCCUCCAUAUUGCCCCCGUGUGAGCAGCAUGGUCCACUGGACACUGAGCAAAUGCGCAUAAAAUGUUCCCCGACUCACACAAAGAGCAAGUUAUCGUCUUUUUUGGGGUGGGGGGGCGGAU
Molecule: messenger RNA, 1629 nt
Organism: Solea solea (common sole)
Lineage: Eukaryota; Metazoa; Chordata; Actinopteri; Pleuronectiformes; Soleidae
Gene: pax2b
Product: paired box 2b
Exons: 10
Coding region: 323-1531 (402 amino acids)
Biological process (GO): regulation of transcription by RNA polymerase II; anatomical structure development
Molecular function (GO): DNA-binding transcription factor activity, RNA polymerase II-specific; RNA polymerase II cis-regulatory region sequence-specific DNA binding
Source: RefSeq, a predicted model, not a curated record